AUGGAGACUUUUUCUCUGUUAUUGCUGGACCUGGGCCUGGUUCUUGCAGGAACCUCAGGAAGCACAAUGGAGACAAUUAAAGAAGAGUUUUCAGAGGAAGAUAUAGAAUAUGACAUAGCAAAAGCUUGCCAAGAAAAACAGACCAUUGAGGUAUUCAUGAACUCGACCCUGUUAGAUAAGAAUACCAGCCUCAGCAUGUCCAAGGAUGUCAUGUCUUCCUCAUUAUUGACAUUCAGAAGGUUACAUUAUAACUUUCCCAAGGAAAACAGUCUGGGUAAUGGCAAACAGUAUUGUAAUGCUAUGGUGGUCUGGAGAAUUGUGUCAGAAGCUAAUGGGUCAUGCAAAUUGAGAAAUAACUUCACCCAUGGCUCCACAGAAAUGAUCCAUGGAAUCCACAAGGUCCCCAGUUGUGACUAUGAACCAAAUUUUGAUAUGGUUCAAGGCAAUAUGGUGGAACCAAAGUGCUAUAAAAGCCCAGAACUGGAGACCACUAUGUGCCAGCUCACUACAGGAAAACAACUCUCCAGAUGCCAAUACCACAGUGUUACCUCAUUAAAGAAAAUGUUGAUAGUGCUGACAGGCCAUUCUCUAAUGAGCUGGUUAGUUAGUGUCUCUAAAUUGUAAAUCCCACAGGGCUGUGAGACUAGGGUCUUUCUAAACAAAGGAAUAUUCAUUUUUCUUUCUUUCUAUUAUUCCCAUCUACCCUCUUUUUUACCCUCUAGCACCGUAGUAGACUCUUGAUUAUCUAUUCUAAUUGGAGUAAAAAAUCCAAAACCGUGGAUAAUUCUAUUCAAAUUGGUAGCUGCUCCUGAAGUUUAGAUUUUCAUUCACUUUCUCUUUCUCAUUGACACACACACAUAUACACACUUUUUC
Loxodonta africana (African savanna elephant) is the source of this 873-nucleotide messenger RNA. It is a transcript of the gene RNASE11, whose product is annotated as ribonuclease A family member 11 (inactive). Gene Ontology annotation, molecular function: nucleic acid binding. Gene Ontology annotation, biological process: defense response to Gram-positive bacterium. Lineage: Eukaryota; Metazoa; Chordata; Mammalia; Proboscidea; Elephantidae. The record is from RefSeq and is a predicted model, not a curated record. Bases 1 to 624 code for a protein of 207 amino acids. The transcript has a single exon.